This is a messenger RNA of Melopsittacus undulatus (budgerigar), 1914 nucleotides long. RefSeq names its product triadin (gene TRDN). Gene Ontology annotation, cellular component: junctional sarcoplasmic reticulum membrane; sarcoplasmic reticulum; plasma membrane. The transcript has 16 exons. Gene Ontology annotation, biological process: regulation of cardiac muscle cell membrane potential; heart contraction; regulation of release of sequestered calcium ion into cytosol by sarcoplasmic reticulum. The record is from RefSeq and is a predicted model, not a curated record. Gene Ontology annotation, molecular function: signaling receptor binding. NCBI's taxonomy places the organism in Eukaryota, Metazoa, Chordata, Aves, Psittaciformes, Psittaculidae. The coding region runs from base 196 to 1914 and encodes 572 amino acids.
UUGCUCUGAGAAGGCAGGAGUCUGCAGAGGUGACAGAAAGUUCAGAGGGGCAUAAAGAAGAAGAAACGGAAUUAGAAAAAACAGAGGACCUUCCUCCUCCUCAUUCUGCAGCUCCUGCAAGAGUCAGCAGCAGUUAUAUAAGCUUCCACAGUAGAUCUUGACCUUUUAAACAGAGUAUCUCUUACCAUCAUCAUCAUGGCCGAGAUUACAGCAGAAGGACAUAUGUCUACAACCACGACAAUAAUAGAUGGUAAGAACGAAUCUGUUCCUUCAUCAUCCAUGAAAGUGGGCAAGAAAUCUGUUACGGAGGACUUUGUGACAACGUUCAGCUCACCAGCAGUAUGGCUUCUUGUCGUUGCUCUGAUUGUUACCUGGUCAGCAGUAGCCAUUGUAAUGUUUGACUUGGUGGAUUACAAAGCCUUUGCAGCCACCUAUUCACAACAUUGUGAUGAUCCCUGUUUACCACCUGGAAGAUCUGUUCACAAGCUCAGCACAGAACCACUGAGAAUCAUUCAUGAGACACUGGAAGAAUCCACUGAUUGGCUUUAUGGCUUUUUUUCUUUACUGUCUGACCUCGUAUGGAGUGAUGAUGACGACAGUGAUGAAGGUGAAGUGGAACCUUCCCUGACAAAAGAAAUUCCCAAACAGAAGCUGGAGAGACAUGAAAAGCAAACACCACCAAAAGUAAUUCAGGGAGACAAACCUGAGAAACCAGAAAAAACUGAGAGGAAGGAACCCCCGAAGGUGACACAUAAAGACAAACUGGAAAGACAAGACAAACCUGAAAAAAAGGAAAAGCAUGCAGCUAUUCAGAAAGAGAAACCCGAAAAGCCAGAAAAGCAUGAAAAGAAAGCACCUUCUAAAGUAAUUCAAAAAGACAAACCUGAAAGACAUGAAAAAGCUGAAAAGAAACCUCCUCCCAAAGAGGAGAAGAAAGUAAAGAGCACUAAAGUGGAAUCAAAAGUUAAAAAGGACUUGAAGGAUGGAAAAGGAGAAGCAAAGAUAGCUGAGAAAGUCAAGCAGGCAGAGACUAAAACAACAGAAGUUGGGCUAAUAAAGGCCAAACCGAAGGUUAAGGAGGAGAAAGCUCUUCAGACUGUAACUAAAUCUGAAAAGAAAGAUCAAUAUGCAUUCUGUCGCUAUGUGAUUGACAUGUUUGCGCAAGGGGAUUUUUAUCCAGGACAUAAGGAAAUGGUACCACCUCGUCUUCUUCUAGAACAUAGUCCAAGAAAGAAACCAGCAACUAUUGAAGAGAGAAAAGAUGAAAAGAAAAAGACUGAUGUAAAGAGGGCUAUGACUGAAACUAAGAAGAAAGAAAAAGAAGGAAAAAAAGAGAAAGCUCAUGAGAAGACAGAUGUCCCUGAAAGUAAAAAAGCAGGCGAGCGGCUGCAGAGAGGAGCCUCCAACCCCGGAGUGAGGGGAAACCCCACGUCCCGGAGCCUCAGUUCUGAGCAGCGAGAGCCACCGAGGGAGCCUCGAGCCCUCGCCAGGCCUUGCCCAGGAGCCGCAGCUCUGCCGGGGCGAGCAGGGACUCACAGGGGCGGAGCCAGUGGGGACGGCCCCGCCCUGAGCGAGGAAAGCCCGCCGCAGGGAGCGCGGGAGCAGCGCGUGCCGUGCCGGUUGGCGCCGGCAGCGCGAGCUGGGUGGGGAGCGCUCGCCUCAUGCCCGGGGCCCGCUCUGGGAACUCCGCUCUGGGAACUCCGCUCUGGGAGCUCCGCUCUGGGAGCUCUGCUCUGGCUGCCCCGGCGGUGGCAGCGGCGGCACCAGAGAGAGCCGAUGAGAGGGGAGGGUGCAGCGCGGAGCACGGGGGCAGAAAGUGCCUGCAGCGGUCUGGUGAGGGGAGGGGUGCACAACGGGCGGGGCUGCACUCGGUGCUCCCUGCUGGAGGCCUUCCUGCAGCAGAGCAGGGGCUGA